Molecule: messenger RNA, 3276 nt
Organism: Pristis pectinata (smalltooth sawfish)
Lineage: Eukaryota; Metazoa; Chordata; Chondrichthyes; Rhinopristiformes; Pristidae
Gene: sclt1
Product: sodium channel and clathrin linker 1
Exons: 23
Coding region: 340-2412 (690 amino acids)
Biological process (GO): clustering of voltage-gated sodium channels; cilium assembly
Cellular component (GO): centriole
Source: RefSeq, a predicted model, not a curated record
AGAGCGGUAGCAGCUCUGGGCUGUACGGCGGUCUUUUAAAUCUCCGAACGGCGACCGCCGCCGAGUGCGAGCGGGUCGACGUGGCCCAGCGCUGUCGGUGGCAUCGUGUAUCGUGUAUCGUGUAUCGUGCAUCGUGUAUGUAUGUACACGGCUAACGCCUGAAAUUACCGGUGCGUCGCGUCGUCCCUGAGCCGGGUGGGGCUCGGGGGUCCCGAGGGCCAGGGCCCGCUUGCAGAUGCUUCCUGACCUGCUGAGUGCUUCCAGCAUUUUCUGUUUUUAAUUUAACAUCAGUUGGAGGCAUCCACGGUUGGUUUUUUUUAAAUAUACAAAACCAAGAACAUGGAUACUCCUGAAGUAGACUUUCUAAGAGAUCAAGUGCAGCGGUUAAAUGCUGUGCUCAGUCAGUACCAAGCAAUGCAGCUGCCCAGCUCUGCUAUUAAUGAGGUCAGGCAAUUAAAAGAACAUGAUCCUCCAGCACCUUGGCUCAUGGACAAAUGCCUUAUGGCACCUCUUAUUGCAGAAUAUGAUAAACAGUUGCAAAACAUGAAUGAACAAUUGAAUUGUCACCAGAUUCAUAUGAAUGAGAUGAAAUUAAAGCUUGAAGUUGUUGUAAGAGAAAAUGAAAGACUGCAUGCAGAAUUACAGAAGACCAUUGAAAAACAGUUGGAAUCUCUACCUUCUGGUGCAAGCUUUGGGGAUGCUGACUUUACAGAAGGAGAAGUGGUGAAAAGUCUGAAGGAACAAUUACGGCUUGCCAAUAAGGAAAAAGACCUCGCCUUGGAGUUAUGGCAAUCAGUUUCACAAGCUUUAGAUCAAGUGCAGCAGCUAUACCAAGAUCACAUCUCAGCAGCUCAGAAUCAUGUCUUUGGCCAACAGCAACAGACUGAGCAGUUGGCUCACUUUCAACAACUUGCUCAGCAGCUUCAAAUGACUAAUCAAAAAUUGAAAAUGACAAAUCAGCAGUUUAUAAAAACAGUGACAGAACAGAAUUUAGAACUGGAGCAAAACCACAAAGAAUUGAGGAAAGCAAAAAUGGACCUGCGAACAGCGACCAUGAAAGUGGAGGAAAUGAAUAAAAUGAUGCAAAGCAUGCAAGAAGAAAUGGAGCGGAAUGAGCAGAAUGCUACAGCUGCAUUGGGGAGAGAGGAAGCCUCAGACAAACGAUUGCAACAGUUACAAUCUGCUAUAACCCAAUGUGAAGCCAGAUUGCGGGCAGCUGCACAAGUUGCAGAACAGUUGCAAAAAGAGAAAAUUGGUUUUGAGGUGCAAAUUGGAGAACUUCAGGAAAAAUAUGCUCAGGCAGAAGAUGAGAAAUAUGAAGCAGUGGCCAAGGUUAGAGACAGCAUGCAACUCCUUGAAGAAGCAAACUUGCAGAAAGAUAAGGUUUUACUACGUGAAAAACAAAAGGACGAAGAAGUGGUAAAAAUGAAAGAAGCCAUGGUUCAGCUUAUUCAAGAAGCUGCUGCUCGAACCAAAAAGGAGGUUGAAAAUGUCAGGAAACAAAGUAAUGUACAGAUUUCUCGUUUAACUGAGGAACUGUCUGCUAUGCAAAUGAAUUGUGAAGAUAAACAAGGUCAAAUUGAACGAGCCAUAAGAGAGAAGCGAGCUGUAGAAGAAGAACUUGAAAAGAUUUAUCGAAAUGGCACAGGCAAUGAAGAAGAUCACAGAAAAAUUGAUGAACUACACCAGCGAUGUUUGAAUGCGGAACGUUCAAAAGAUGACCUCCAGAUUAGUCUACAGGCAGCUCAAAACAAAAUCAGGAAACUUGAGAUGAAUCAUGAGGAGGAGAUGUCCCGUUGCCAAGAAAUGAUCCAGAAACUGCAGAGCAGUCUGGACAAUAUUCGUGGAGAUUGUAAUACAGUCAGUGAAGAACGGUUGAGGCUGCAGAAAGAAAAUGAGCAACUUCGUAAAGAGAUGGAAGAACUGAAAAAAGUUAGUCUGGAUGUUCAAAGGAAAGCAAGGCAACAGGUAGCAAUUCUAGAACAUGAGUGCUCUCUGAAGGAACGCGGAUUUGAAAUUCAACUAAGGGAACUAGAGGAUGCUAGUCGGAAUUCCAACACUGAACUGAAACGCUUAUUAGCGGCACAGCAGAAAGCAGCCAGUCGGUGGAGAGAUGAAGCCAGGAAACUAACUGAAGCCUUUGAAACUAAACAAAACAACCUGAAGACUGAGCUCAAUCGACAAAAACAGCACUCCCAGGAAUUGAGUUCCCAGCUAGAGGCUACUCAUGAGAAAAUGGCAGAGUAUGAGAAACAGCUGUCGGAAAAUCAGGAAAAAAUUAACAGACUUCAAAGGCGGCUGACUCACUCAGAGCACAGAGCAGCUACAGCCUCCCAAAAGCUCAGCACAGUAACAUCACAGAGAAGAAAAGCUGACACGCUGUUUGAUCUGGAAAGCAUUUUAAAUCACUGAAUACUUGAACUUCCAUCUUCCAGAGCAAAUAAACAUCCAACUGUGCAAUAGUGUCAGCUGUGGAAAUUACCAAAAAAAAAUCCAGGUCUGCAUUACAAGCCAUCACCUGAAUUUAAAUGUUGUAAGAUGUUCACAUAAAAUCUUGAUCAAAGUUCCUAAUAUAGAUCGACAGUGUUGGAUGAACCAGUCCUUCUAUCAAAUUUGUAAAAUUGCAAAAUCUAAUGGGGUUCUGCCAAAGAGUUGCAGUUUUGGUUAGGUGUUCAUUUGUCUUAAUACAAGUCUUGUCACUGGAACACAUGAAAACCACAAGUGACUUGUUAAUCUUUCAGAAUUGUGCCAUUCUGUUGAGCUUUAAAAGAAAUUGAGGUUUGACCUCUGAUCAUUUAGAAAUUCUAAACCACCCUAUUCUGAGAUUAUGAAGUAAAAUUCAACAUUAUUGACCUCAGUUUCUGUGAAUUGGAAGAAGGGUUGGAGAGAAGGUGUGGAAAUGUUUUGUUUCCCACUUGAAUGAGUAGUGAUUGGAAAAGGUAGUGGAGACAAAACACUCAACUACACGAAGGAUCUGGAUGACCUCCAAGAACGUAACCUGCAAGGUUUGGAUCAAAAGCUGGAAAGUGGGAUUAACCUAAAUAAUCCAUUUUUGGACAGCAUAGGCCCCAACACCUUCCUUGUGCGCUGCAGAUGUUUUUAACAGUCAAACUCACUCUGCAUAAUAUUGAAUAAUAAUUCAUCAUUUUGGAGAGAAGACAUUUGCAAACACUAGUUUUCCUGUGUGUUUUUAAACUUGGACAGCACUGUCUUGGCCCAUUUCCCUUUUUGCCUGUGUGUAUACAUGCCACUAUACAAAAUAAAUCAAUGUUUCUG